This is a messenger RNA of Beta vulgaris subsp. vulgaris (sugar beet), 1923 nucleotides long. RefSeq lists its product as hypothetical. Gene Ontology annotation, biological process: maturation of SSU-rRNA from tetracistronic rRNA transcript (SSU-rRNA, LSU-rRNA, 4.5S-rRNA, 5S-rRNA); maturation of LSU-rRNA from tetracistronic rRNA transcript (SSU-rRNA, LSU-rRNA, 4.5S-rRNA, 5S-rRNA); plastid translation. Gene Ontology annotation, molecular function: RNA binding; pseudouridine synthase activity. Gene Ontology annotation, cellular component: chloroplast. Bases 222 to 1325 code for a protein of 367 amino acids. The transcript is spliced from 10 exons. The record is from RefSeq and is a predicted model, not a curated record. Lineage: Eukaryota; Viridiplantae; Streptophyta; Magnoliopsida; Caryophyllales; Amaranthaceae.
AUAACUACUUAAGAAAAACAAAAAACAUUAAUAGGAUACGCAUGCAUAGCAUUCAAAAAAUGUUAGUGAAUUUAUAAAACAAGAGGGACACCUAAUGCAUUUCGUAAAAAAAAAAAAAGUAUAUUCUAUCAUCUCCCCCCUUGGCCCUUUUCCAAUUUCCCUCCACAUUCCCUUAUCCAAAGGCACCGUGAGCAGGCACAGUCACAAUACACAUCUUACAAAUGGCGGCCAUCACAAUCGGAGCCACUUCAUCGACGCUUGCAAACGCAACAUUCCACCUUCCGCGCUUACCUUUCCUCUCCGCCCACCGCAUUUGCUUGCGCAUUCUCUCUCCUCCACUACGCGUUUCUCUUAACCACCUAACCUUGUCCUCUCCCAAGCUACUACUCCCACGCACUGCGCGCGGACUUCCGCCAACGCGCGGAAUUCAGUCGUCGGCUGACAGCAGUACCGCAAAGAAGAGCACGAAGAAAGUUGUUACACUGAAGAAGAAGAGGAAGCCAGGUGAAGAGCCUAGAUACUCUAAGGCUGCCCGCAGGUUCUACAAUGAGAAAUUUGGGGAGCAGCCUCAGCGCCUCGCUAAGGUGCUUGCUGCUGCUGGAGUGGCUUCAAGGAGAAGCAGUGAGGAACUGAUAUUUCAAGGAAAAGUGACUGUCAAUGGUUCUGUCUGUGAUACACCUCAGACAAGAGUCAAUCCUGCUAGAGAUAUUAUCUAUGUCAACGGAAACCGCCUACCCAAAAGAUUACCACCGAAGGUGUAUCUUGCUCUGAACAAGCCUAAAGGGUACAUAUGCUCUUCUGGAGAGAAAGAGUUUAAGUCUAUUUUGUGUUUGUUUGAUGAUUUUCUGAAGAGCUGGGACAAGAAUAAUCCCGGACAGCCAAAGCCACGACUCUUUACUGUUGGGCGCCUAGAUGUUGCAACAACUGGACUAAUUAUUGUGACCAAUGAUGGUGACUUUGCUCAAAGAGUUUCCCAUCCGUCUUCUAAUUUAACCAAGGAAUAUAUUGCCGCAGUUAAUGGUGAAGUCCAUAAACGGCACGUGAUGGCAAUUAAUCAAGGAACAACCAUUGACGGUGUGCACUGUACUCCUGAAUUUGUUGAACUACUGCCCCGGCAGCCAGAUAUUCCCAGAGCUCGCUUUCGUAUUGUGGUUAAUGAAGGAAGAAACCAUGAAGUUCGAGAGCUGGUAAAAAAUGCUGGACUUGAGAUUUAUUCCUUAAAACGUAUACGGAUUGGUGGUUUCAGGCUUUCCACCGACCUUGGGCUUGGGAAAUAUAUUGAACUUAAAGAAAACGAUCUUAAAUCUCUGGGAAUGGAGACAUAAAUUUCUGAAAGCUGUGCAUCUAUUUUGUGCCAACUGGACCAAUCAAUGAGCAACUUCUGUGCAUGCUUAAUCAGAAAUGACAAAUCUUAUUAUCAGAGGAUGACUGUGCAUUUCGGAGCCUCUGCAGUUCAACGAGCUGUGCUUCUGGAGCUUCGAUAAAAUUCUGAUUACUCAAACAAGAAUGCGCUGUAAAAGUUCUUCGGCCCACUUGAAUACGUUUAGAAAAGAUGUUCUCCUGGUGUAAAAGAACGUGUAUUGCUGUAUGAAAGAAUCUUUGUGCACAAUGGUUGCAAUUGAAGCAGAAAAUGUCAGCCAGCUGAACACUUAAAUCUUACAGAUGUUCAUCACACAGCUGGCUCAGUGUCUCCUCUGUACAAAUGAUGAAUGUAAAGACAUACUACUGUAAUUCUUAAAGAGUGUUGAACAAAUAAGAGAUCUUUGAUUAGUAUGCGCUUAGGGUGUAGAUAUACUGUGUUGGCUAUUCAGCCAUAAAAUCUUGUGAACUAAACGUAUGGAACAUAAUGAGAUUUCACAAACGUAUGGAACAUAAUAAGAUUCAUAAUCUAUGGUAGUUUGUCCAAGGUACUUUGUGAUUGAA